Molecule: messenger RNA, 14651 nt
Organism: Porites lobata
Lineage: Eukaryota; Metazoa; Cnidaria; Anthozoa; Scleractinia; Poritidae
Source: the annotation of a GenBank genome assembly
AUGGAGCUUCUUCUUGUUGUGUUGUUUCUGAUGCUAUGUAGCAUUACAGCUGAAGGAAAUUCAGGUAGGAGCAUUUCAUAUUUACUCAUUCGGUUAAGUACAGAAAACAUGGUGGUGUGAGCCAAAAUGCUAGACAAAAAGAAUUUAGCGUUUUAAAUCAGUUUCAUGCUUACAAAAUAAAACGCCUUAAAACGGUUUAAUCCCAUGAGACAAAACGAUAUUUUUUAAGGGGCAAUAUGAGUUACCCUUUUUGGGCCUUUGGGCUUUGCUGUUGUUAAUCAGCAGUCAACCUCGUUCCCAGGUAGGAGAGAACCCAGGAAACGAGGUUGAUCAACGGUAUACUUACAACCUUAGUUGUUCCCAGAAAGGUGAGGCCCCCGUCUUAACACCUUAGAGUAUUUUUUUUGUACGCAAAAAAGGGGGAAUUCGAAUGCACAGAUGUUUGACCGGCAUCAAUUUAUCUGAAACUGAAAAUUCAUUCGGAUACAAAUUAGCAUGAUUUCACUUAUUGGAGAUACGCCAGCAAAGCGGUACGUUUUACAUGCAGCUUGCGAUUCCGUCACGCACCUGUUUAUAAAUGGCAAAAGGAAACCGGUACAAAAAUGUUUUGAAUUCUCCAUGAAUUCGGAAACAUUAUUGAGGGUGUGAACCUAUUGUAGCUAGCCCCAGUCGCCCCCAGACAAACUAUGAAGGUUAUACUGCUAAGGAACAAUCUAAUGUCUAAGAUGCUAAUGUACUAUUAAUUCGACUAGUAAGUACUAGACAAAGACAAUUAAAAAUUGUAGUGUGUAUUAAAAUUUUGCAGCAUGCGGUUCAGUGGUAAACAAUACUACCCUAACAAGCCCAGGAUAUCCAAACUCCUAUCCAAAAAACAUGGACUGUACCUGGACUUUGGAAAUUCCGACAGAAAAAAUUCUGAAUGUGACCUUCGAAUUACUUGACAUUGUACCAUCGUGGAAGUGUGGGUAGGCAAUUAAAAUGUUUUCUGAAACCAAUGACGUGGAAAAGGUCUGUUAAGUCCUCGAGCCAUAUCCAUCGUAAAUGAGUGCUAUAGAGCUCAACCUCUGCUAAUAGACAAAGGCCUCUCCUAAACGGACUUUCUUGAGACUUUUCAUAGUCCCAUUAGGAGGGGCGGGGGAGGGGGAGGGGCUGGGAGGUAAUAUAUCUUAAGCACAGUUCGAGUGUACUUUCGACAAUAGAUCUCUUUAGCUUAUAUAUUUUUUUGUCUUUUUAAGUAGUAAUAAUACUGCAAACUUCGUCUUAUUCACGUGCAUAUGUACCCAUACUUUAUGAAAAGAGAAAGAGGCAAAAGACUCUCUUUAAAGAGACUAUGUCACCUGCGAAUAGACCUUUUUACCGAUACGGUGGUCAUACAUAUUGAAUUAAUUGGAUUCAAGGAGUAUUAUGGGAUGCCCCUAAGGCAUAAGGACGAUCCAUUAUACUCGCAUCAAUAUUUACGCUCGCUUUCGGGCCAAUUUUUAAGUUUUUCUAGAAAAAGAUUGAAAUGGGAAAAAAAGAUCGUUGUGCCGUCUUUGGAUGUAAUAACGAAUGCCUUCUUCCCGAGAAAUAUACAUUGAACUUCUCUUUUUGCCGGGAAAGAGCGCGAAAAUACUGAGCGAGUGCCCCCUGAGCAUCCCAUAAUACUCCUUAAAUCUAAUAAAUUCAACAUGGCCGACGUAUCGGUAAAAAGGUGUACUGGGCUUAUUAAUACACGAACCACUCGUCAAGAGACGAGUAUUUUUAACUGAAUUUCCAUUUUUCCUUUUAAGCAGAUAUCCAGACUUAAUUGUCAUUCUGCUUCUCGUGUAACUUUUCUGCCAACAGUUUAUCAAAACAGUAGAGGUGACCCACUCUGCCUUGACUCUUAAACACCUUCUAUUCUCGCUUGAACAUAUUCCAGGAGUUUAUGGUCUUUCUAUUUUAUCAAGUCGUUGAUAAACUACCUUCACUCAGCAGUUUUCCGAGUGAAGGUAAUAAGAUCACUAGAUGGUACAUGUACAAGGAAAACCUGCUACAAGUGAAUGUUCAGAAAUAUCAAUCCAUGUUACUGGGUGCUGCAUCAAUCUGAGGCAGAUAAUAUAAACCUGCAUACAGAUGGCGUAAACAUAGAAAAAUUGAAAUCUUUUAAAUUGUUUGGUGUACUCCUGGACUCUGCACUUAAGUUUAGUGAGCACAUUAGCUCUGUUUGCAAAAAGGCUAGCCAACAAAUAAGAGUUUUAAGACGUCUAAGGAAACUUAUACCCACUUAUGCUAAAUUACAACUUUUCAAAGCUGCCAUAUGGCCUCACUUGACUUACUGCAGUACCAUUUGGCAUUUCUGCAGAGCCUCAAACAAACAUAAAGUUGAAAGAUUACAGGAGAGAGCCCUUAGACUAGUUUUCAACAAUGACUCAGUCUCAGUGAGGCUGGCUGAACUCCUCUCACUUGUCAACAGAAGGCUUCAGGAAAUUGCGAUUCUCAUGCAGUGUUUAUGGCAAAGAAGAAUAAACUUCCAAGUCAAAUACAGGAACUUUUCAUGCUCAAAGCAAACAGGGACAAGGGAUAUUCUUUAAAAAAUUCAGAUUUCAAUCUGCCUCGUUUUAAUACGAUUAAAUAUGGAAAGCAUUCACUAAGAUACUAUGGCUCUUUUCGUUAGUCGAAACGUACAAAGGAAUUACGUGCCGAGGAUAGUCUGCGUAGAUUUAAGACUAAAAUUAGGAGAACCGACCUGACUGCCUUAAUCGAGGUUGGCCGUAGAAACUGCUUGCUUUGUAAUAAUUAACUUUAAGACCCUAUGUUACAAAGCAAAAUUUUUAUCCUGUUAUCAUGUACAUACAUUUUUUCACGUGUUAGAUUUUUAACCUCCCUAGUUUUUACUAUUUGCAUUUCUAUCUUAACAUUUUUUUAACACUAUUUUAGUAUUAAAUUUUUGUUUAUUUAUUUAUUCUAUCUUUAUUUUUGUCUCGCCAAUUAGUGCUAUGCGCUAGAGAUUCUUGACACGUUAAUAAAGUUCACUACUACUACUAUUGACAAUUUUGUGUAUUAAUUCGGCAAGACAAAGCCUAACAAGAAGGAUCAUCCCUUACUUUUUCAUGGAAAAAUAAUUGUUGACCAAAGCGAUGGGCGUAAAUAAUCUAACAGAGGAGUAGUUAGAAACUGCUGCAUUAGAAGCGAAGAGGCUUACUUGCCUGCAAUGUAUACAACAUAAAACUGCAAUAAUAUUUAUUUACAAAGCUAUCUAAAACAAGACCAGUUACGGAAUUGUGUGGGCAAAAUGCAAGAACAAAACAAAUAUAAUAUGUCAUCUUGCGCAGUUUAUCGAAGCACGGUUGUUACCGAAAAAUCCGAUUUCUUUGUUUGUAGAAGAACAACGUCUUUACUGUUUCAUCGUCAGUGUCAAAGAAAAGGCUUCGUUAUUACUUGGAAGAUAGAUAAACAGCCCUGGAUUUUUUAUUUUCUUGUAGGAAGGACUAUUUGAGCAUUUACCAUCAAAGCAACGUUCUGAUUGGCAAAUAUUGCGGUCAUUUGAUGUAUAAUUUGGCAGUGAUGGCUGCCGGGAAUUACACAGUCAUUAAUUUCCACUCGCAAAACUUUAACAAAGGAAAGAGUGGAUUCAGAUUGCAUUUCAGUGAGUUACCUCGAAAUGGUAAGUGCAGUCAAUGGACAACAUCGUAAUAUAACAAUUUCUUUGGGACAUAAUAGAGAGGAGAAGUGUGACGUCACGUUACCAUGGUAGCACAAAACCAACGACGACGGCGACGGCAAGAAUAACGGCAAAAAUAUUGUGUUUAUAUUAACAAACAACAACUUUGCACGUGUAUCACGCUAUUUUGUACAUUUCUUUUCCGUCGUUGCACCACUACGACAUGAAACUUCUUAAUUUCACGAGCCUGCUUGGGGUAGGUGAACAUAACACAGAAAUUGUCGCUUUCUUUUUCUAAACUUGGAUAACAAUAGAUUCAGUCCUAAAGAAAAUUUCGCCAAGAUUUGCCGAAUUAAAUGAAACUGAAAGAGAUCGGUAAAGUUUGAAAUAGUGCGAGUAGACUUUUAAGUGACUUUAUCGGUUUGUUGUCAUCCAAAAUUUUGCUACCAUGGCAACGUGACGAAACGACUUCUCCUCUCUAUUCUCAAAAUGAAGAGUUCCUGAGGUCUUGAUAAGUGAAAUUUCUCUCCUAAUGGAAGUAGGGGGGGCUCCGCCCGAAGGGGGUAUCUUUUUCAGGCUUCAGGUAUAUGAAAGGGUAAGGAUUGCACUAGUUGAAGUAUUUAAAAGGGUAGGGAAAUCUGUCAUUUGGGUCCGUGAAAGGGCUCAGAAGGGCUAACAGAUGAAUUUUAUGGCUUUAUAAAGUCGAAAAAACGUUCUGCCAGUGAUUGAUUCCUAUUUGAAAGACAGUGCAUUUAAAGCAGUAGUUAAAAGGGAUGCAAAGUUACAAGGUAUGUGAAAGAGGUACCAUUUGUCAAAAGAAGGUAUACGGAAGGAGUACUUUUUCGCGAAAAAUGGUAUAUAAAAGGAAGGUAUUCCCAUGGCAACUACUUUCUCUAUGAGUGCUACUUUGAAAACAAAUUUGGCGGUCUAUGACUUCACCAGUGGCUCACUGCAUAGCUUCAUCCAAAUAAGGGACGACGUCUGACAUUACCAGACUUCAUAGUAAGUUAAAUCAUAAUGGAUUAACCAGAAGGAAACCAGAGUAGAACAAAAUAGCAAGAAAGCUAUGGGUAUGAAGUGUGACAUAGUGAUACAGUGGUACAUGUCACGCCAAUGUUUAAUAGGUACCAGUCCAAAAGAUAAGUCAGACAAUGACAAAAAGUUCAGUUAAACGUAACGUAAUAAGUUUUAUUUGAGACGCUUGUAACAAUAAUGUAAAUUUCAUACUUAAAGUAUUAGAUAUAAAUCAUCUGUGCUUUUAAAAGAAUAAAUAGCUAUAAUUAUUUCGUCUAUUUCAAGUAACACUGGGGCAAAUAAUAGCGCUAAAACGAAACAGCGACGUUUAGUAAGUUUUUUAAAAGGUCUCUGAAAGGUCGGACGGUUCUUUCGUACAUAGGAAUAAAUAUAGCCCUCAAAGCUACAAAUUUGAUAAACAAGUAAAAAAAAAGAUGGCACUCCCGGUAACCUUAUGGGAAGAGAGGGAAAAGAGAGAGAGGGAAAAAUGAAGUAGCAAGUCAAUCCAAAAUGGAGGCCAGGAGAGGCGUGGGGUCACUAGGCAUGCGGGAUUCUGAAACCUUUAACCGGAAGUUCAAAAACGUUUGCUGAAACUGGCACCUUCCCUCUUCGACUUUAACGAAAAAAAAAAAAACAAUUCAAGUUUAUUUUGAAUUUUUUUUUGGUUAAAGUUGUUGUUGAUUGUUUUGUCUUGCACUUUUUUUCUUGCAAAAAUAAAGGUUGCUAUAUUUGUAAUAACAUAUGAGCAAAUUAUCAAAAAUGUACUCACUUACAAAUAGAAGAGAAAUAAACGUACACUUUUAAAUUAUCUUUUCAUUUCUUUGGCAGAGCUAUGCGGUUCAGCGAUGGAUAAUACACUGAGAUCCCCUGUAUAUGUACAAAGUUAUCCACCAAAUAUGAACUGCGUCUAUAAUAUUUCACUUCCACAUGGGAAGGUGCAAAAGCUUGUAUUUCAGAUAUUUGACCUGGCAAUUGAUCCAGAAUGCAGGUGAGAGUACUAUUACCACACGUUUAGUUUUCAGGUGUAGCUCUUUGGCGACAGAGUACUUAACUUGAGACUUUAGUCUGCAGUCUUCUCUUUUGGGAGAAUCUUCAAUUCAAUCCUAGAGUUCUCAAAUGAAGCUUCUUUUUUGUCAUUUAAGUAUCCCAUUUAGGUAUGCCAUACAAAAGACUUUUUGAUCGAGUCGAUAUGACUUUUUAAGUCCAUUAUACGAAAGAUAAUAAUUUUCCCAAGCUUCGGAUUGAUCUCAUCAACAGAGUAGCUUUUUUAUACAUUUCAUUGGUAUGCGAAGCAUUAUGCACAUUGCCGAAGUUUAAGGGUAACAUGAACAUCAUUAUUCCUGUGUUUAAGGUUAAUAAAUGCAUAAAUUUGACCAUCUUCGGCAUAGAAGAUGUUUGUCUGUAUAUACGAACGAAUGAAUCAAUAAAUCAAUCAAUGAAAUAAAGAAAGAAAAAAGACGGGGAAUGUAAUGAUCAUUUGCGAAAACGUAAACUAUUUUUGGUGUCAGGAAAGGUGGCUUAUGAUGCCAAUCGUUCCCCUGAAAGCGCUAAGUUCAGGAAUUUAACAGUCGUCGUUUUUUAAGUGGAAAAACCACCGACAGUAUUCUGAACAGAAGCCUUAAUUUGGAUUAGCAUUUUUAAAAAAGCAUAUAAAAGGAAUUUGUUUAUUGUCAACCCGUAAAUGUUGAACAUUUCCUUUGCAGAUUCGACUACGUGAACAUAUCAGAUGGUAAUAAUUUUAUUGGACGAUACUGCGGUAACUUAACUGGAGAAGUUAUGUUUGUUUCACGGGACUAUCUGGUAUUGACAUUUCACUCAGAUGAGAUAUUUGAUCCUGACAAAAGAGGGUUUGAAAUAUUUUUUACGGGAGAUGUUUACACGCCUGGUAAGUGAAUACAAAAAUCAACUAUAUGACAUCUAUAAUAUAUCAAUAAGGUUGUGAGAACUAAUAUAAACAAAAAAGGGAAAAUUCGGCUUUGAUCUUUUAUCACAAAUGAAAAGGAACGGAGUUCAGAGUGCACAAUGUGUUCGCGGAGUUUCCCUGAAUAUUUCUUGUCUGCAAGUAUAAUGGUCAAGGAAACGACUGAAAAGGUUCAGUUUUAUUUUGAGAUUGAUCACGAAAAAAAGACCGGCUACGUGUUGAAUUGCCUGAGGAAACAGACGACAUUUCAUUAUUCACCACUGGUUUUCCAGCUAAAUGACGUCUGCAGAAAUUCGACACAUUUUACCUGUCACUACCCAUAUCUGGGUAGUGCUUUAUGAUAGGUUGUCACAAACAAAAUUUGCCUCAGCCAAUGAGAAGCACUACCCAGUUCUGCUAAGUGACCCGUCACCAGUAUAGUGGAAUUUCUACAGUCGGUCCUCAGACGUCAUUUCGCAGGAUCGAAACCAUUGGUGUGGUAAGUCGACCGUUUUCUCAGGCUACCUAUUGAAUUAGUACUUUGACGGUAUAUUUCAGCGCCUUGUCCGGUAGGCUGGACACUCAGCCUUUAUGGUUCUUGCUACAAAAUAUCUUCCAACGAACUGAAGAGGUACAAAGCACAGUCCGCCUGUAAAGACCUAGGAUCAAGCCUCGCUAUACUGGACUCGUUGGCUAAAAUACAAGAGCUCAUCAAAAGAACAAACAGCCAGACGUGGAUUGGCUUAAAGCGUGAUCUCGAGGACAAUUCAAGCUGGCAAUGGGUUGACGGGUCUCGCGCUUUAUAUAGCUACUGGUGGAGUGGAGAGCCAAACAAUUACAAUAGUAAAGAAGAUUGUGUAGUAAUGAACCCUCACGUAGGAAAAUGGAAUGACCAAACGUGUUGGAUUUCUCAUUCUUACGUUUGUGAAGCCAACGGUAACACAAUUUUUUAAAGCUCAUACGAUAAUAGCGUAAAAAGCCCGAGCAAAACAGUACUGUAAAUUUGAUACCUACAGCAACAACAAUGAUAAUUUUGAUCGCUUAACCCAACUCAGUUACCUUGACGUGUAAGUCAACUAUGAAGUUACUAUGGCAACCGUUUUGACGGCCAUGUUAUUAAAAUUUGCAUUUUUCUUACAAAAAAUGUUCCUUUUCUAUUUUAACUAAUUGAAUUAUAAUGUUACACCUGACUAUUAGUUUAGCAAAUUUAUGUAACUGUUAAUGUAAUAGAGGCCUCUUAGAGACAACUUUCAGAAGCAAAAUAGCAGACGCUGGGUUAAGUUUUUAACAGUAUUCAUUUCCGCAGCUAGAAAACGAAGAAAAAUUUUACAGUUGCACAUUACACCAAGGAUGACCCCAAACCGGUAGUAAAACGUUCUCGAUUCGUCAUGAAAUAGGAAAAACCUACCUCGGGUGUGAACCUAGCCUAGACAAACUAUAAGAGAACUGAAAGAGAUAAUCUAAUAAUUAAGAUGCUGAUGUUUUAAUUCAACUACUGAUUAUUACUAAGAAAGGCAAUAUGAUUAAAAAUUGUGCAUCGAAUUUUGCAGCAUGCGGUUCAGUGGUAAACAGUACUAUACUUUCAAGCGUAGGAUAUCCAAACUACUAUCCAGAAAACAUGGACUGUACUUGGACUUGGGAAAUUCCAAAAGGAAAAAUUUUGAAAGUGAACUUUGUACUACUCGACAUAGAACCUUGGUGGGAUUGUUGGUAGGCGAUUUAAACGUUUUCUGAAAAUUAUGAAGUAGAGUUGGGUCCUCGAGUCACAUCCACCUGAAAUCAGUGCUAUAGAGCUGAACUUCUGCCAACGGGCCCUUCCCCUUAGCGGGCAUUUUUCAAAGUCCCAUUGGGGUGAAGCGCGCAGUUCUUUUGUCCAUUUCACAAUGACACAGUUCUAAGGCUUGGAUCUUUUGUUUUCUCAAUGUAGAUCACGUAAUAAUACUCCAGAGAAAUGUUUUCUUUAAAUUUUGUCUUAUUUACCUGCAUAUGUACGCAAAAUUUAUGAAAUGAUUUUUAAUUUAUUAAAGAAUCCAUAAUUUAUUUAUAAUGUAUUUAUAAUAUAUGACGUCUUCCUGAGACCUUUAAUUCGAAAACAAAACUGGUAAAUAGUUAAAUAGGUAAGGAGAAAAAGACACCUGCGAACUGGGGUUAUUAAUUAAGAACAUCCUCGUUCCCAGGGUCCUCUCCUACUCGGCCCCUGUGGAGGAGAGGACCCUGGGAACGAGGUUGAAUUAAGAACACACCAGUCUGCCAGGAGGCGCGUGAAUUUUCAUUUGUAUUUACCUUUAAGCAAAUAUUCAGGCACGCUUUUUAUUCUGCCUCUAUUGAAACUUUUCCUUCUGAUAGUUUAGCUAAAACACUUCGCUGAAAACAACUUCUAUUCUAGCUUGAACAUUGUCUAGGUUUCAUUGUCAUAACCAAUUAAUCAUAAUGUAUUGAUUCUUUUUGUAGAAGAACCAAACGUUUUUACUGUUUUAAUGUACACACUAUAAAACUUCUUCGUCAGUAUUAAAGGAAAGGCUCCUAUAUUAUUUGGAAGAUAAACAGGCCUGGACAUUUACUUUUCUUGUAGGAGGGACUAUUUGAGCAUUUUCCAUCAACACAACGUUCUGAUUGGCAGAUACUGCGAUAAUUUGAAGAACAAUUUGGCAGUGAUGGUUGCCGCGGAUUACACAGUGAUUAAAUUCCACUCGAAAAACUUUAAGAGAGAAAAGCGUGGAUUCAGAUUGCAGUUCAGUGAAAUACCUCGAAGUGGUAAGUGCAGAAGGGAACCAAGCGUAAUUCAAUUGUAUGGGAAAUAAUCCUCAGUUUUUAAUCUAUACUGCGCGCAAGCAGAAGCCCUUCGAUUUUACUGGAUAAGCAAAGUCUGGACGCCAUCUAAACUGAUGGCUAUUAUAUAAAAUGAAGUAUUAGAUCCCCAUCGGCGAUAUUUUACACUCCACGUAUGUCGUUUUGUAGAGAUCCUAGCCUUCGUGGCAGGCGUUUGAAAGGAAGGGAAAGGGCGUUUUAGGCGCGAGAGAAACGCGAGGGGAAGCGCGAGAAGGGAGGGAAGGAAACGCCUGCCAGGAGACCAUCGUUUUUCUCGUUUUUAAUAUCCACCAGGCGAAUGUUAAAAUCCUGAUUGGCUAGUCUUCAAAACAAGUCAAUCACAGCCUUAAUAUCUUUACCUGAUUGGUUGAAAUCAACAUCACGCUACGGAGUAACUUAAUCGAUCUUUCAGUAAUCAUUAUAUGUUGUUAGUGAGGCGUGAUGAGAUUUCUGUACGGAAUUCAUCGUUAGAAUUAGAAACUGGAGGCAUCAAUUUCAGCUUCAAAGGAGAAUAGAAGAAAGCAGUUAAAAGUACCGUUUAAAGGUACCCAAUGGCUUGUUUUACUCACUAGACGAAAGAGAGGAAAAAUCAAACGCCUACCGCUCAGGCUACGCUUUAUUAACGACCAGCUUAUUGAAGACGAAGCGAUCUAUAAUCCUUAACGGUCUUUGGUUUGAGGACUUGUUCUUGCUGGUUAUAGAUGUUAUAAAGCCGCCAGGAACUUACUUAAAUAAUUGAUUGCAGCUUUCUUGUGGAUCUUCAAAGUUCAGCAAUUCUUUCCCCGCUGCCAUCGUUCUUUUGUAUGCUCUCCUGGAUUCAAUUCGAAAGUCAGCAAAGUGUUUUUAAUUUUUCUUGGACAAACAUUGCAUGCAAGUUGCGAGGUCCACCACGAUUCCUUCAGCAAACGACGUAAUAGAUUUGCGCUGGAUUUUAUGUGACAAGCCACGCAUCGUUGCAACUUUCUUCUUUCCACCGAGGACCGCAUUUGAACUUUUUUUUAUUGUACCUUCACUUCAGAUUUCUUGUUUUAGGAAAACAAAAGCGAGAAAAACAGUACGACUAAAAAUAAGUGUAUCGCAGCCAGACUUAUUUGACAGCUAGUCAUUCACAGUUUGCGUUAUUUUUGCAUACAUAAUUAGUAGGCGGGAUGGCGAGAACAAUGGUUUCCUGGCAGGCGUUUUCCUCGUUCCCUCCCUCCUUGCGGGCCCCUCGCGUUUCCCUCACGCCCGAAACCCCCCUUCCUUUCCUUUUCAAAAGCCUGCCACGCAAGUUAUAGAGAUCGUCGCAGCUGCUUUCUGUUAAAAGUUUACGCAAGUUGCAAAAUGUCAAAACACGUCGAAAUCCUAACAAAAUGUCUUCCCCAACUUACCCUAAAAAACACCCACACUACGAUGGGUGUAUGGAUUUGUUCUAAGUUCGAGGGCUAAAACUGUUGCCAUACUUUGAGCCAGUAGAGUGUAUUCUGCAUGACAGACGUUAGGUAACGACUGACACACAGGCCGCAACGGAGUUAGUUGUGAACUUGAUUGCAGUUAAAUUUUACAGUUGAUACUGAGCGCGAACCGCCUCUGCUUACUGAAGAAUCGAGUAUGAAUCUGACCUAUGAAAACGUCAUGCGCUCGUGUUACAAAUCUGGGAAAAUAUCAUCCAGUGCUUGGUGGGAAGGAACGUCGCCCAAAGGACAACGUAUUUAAAAAGCGAAGCCUCCGAGGGAGGCAAGAAUUGCCGAGAAGAAAAACUUAGUUGGUUUUAUUCGUCCACAGUCAUUAGCUUCAGCGGUAUUCCGGAACACUGGAUAAUAUUUUACCAGGUCCAAAUGGCGGUUUACUCGAUUUAACAGUAUAAGUAAACGGCGAUGCGCGCUAAAAACUGUAAAAUUUCACUUCAAUCAACAGGUCACAAAUCAAAUUAUUCAAUCAAAGGUCACAAAUAACUCCUCUGCACUCUGUGGCAGAAACAAUAAUAAUCCAAACGUAACUACGGCCAUGCAAAAGACGUUUCGAUGAUCUCUGACUUUCUUCAACAGAUCUAUGCGGUUCAGCGAUGAAUAAUAUUGUGAGAUCCCCUAUAUACGUACAAAGUUAUCCACCAAAUAUGCACUGCGUCUACAAUAUAUCAGUUCCACAUGGCAAACUGCAAAAGCUUGUAUUUCAAGUAUUUGAUCUGGCAAUUGAUCCAGAAUGCAGGUUAGAACCUAUUUUCCAUACAAUCUGUUGGUGAACGUUGUAUUAUUGAACUGAUAACGAGAGAAACUAUUUUUUUUUUACAAUUUUCAUUGCUGUGAGCACUAAAUGACGAAUUAUUAUCAAUGAUGACACUUGAUUUUCUAGCUAUCAUUUUAAUGUCCAUUUGGUUGGUGGUUGCCUUAUAAAUCUCAAGGUGAAGUGUAGCGGUUACUCGUGAGCCUAUCGUUAUAGUGUUCCAUGAAAAAAGUAUGCUCCGGUAACCAACACACUGCCGAAAAGUAUCGAUAACAUCAUCACUCGGGUGGUUAGGGUUUCUAGAAACAAAAUUUGACGCUUGUCAGCAUAUAGCAUGCAGUUAAGGUUUUGAUGAUCACAUCUUGAAAGAGGUGCAAUAUAAAAAACAAAAAGUAAAGAUCCAAGAGUGGAUACUUGUACGACACCAGACUCAAUACAUUCGGACAAAGGUGUGCGGCUUAAUGUUUAUUUACACUGUAAAGGAGCAGAUAGAAUGAAUUUGUUUAAUGUAGACUCGUGAAAUAUUGAUUGUUUUCUUUGCAGGUUUAACUACUUGAACAUUUCAGAUGGUAAUCAUCUCAUCGGCCAUUACUGUGGUAAUUUAACGGGAAAAGUUAUUUUUGUUUCACGAGACUAUCUGGUGUUAACAUUUCAUUCAAACGAGAGCUUUGACCCUAACAAAAAAGGAUUUGAGAUAUUCUUUACGGACGAUGUAAAUAUGCCUGGUAAGUGAAUAUAACAAUCUUCUAUCAAUAAUACUAUGCCAAUUUAUAUUAGAGUCCAGACACAUCACGGGAAACUUAUUUACAGUGUUUCUCCAACAUGGCGAGCGGUUUUGAAAAUUUAUAAACACGGUUAUUUCGGUUAACAACUAAAAAAGGCGUGAAAUCGAGACCAAGAUGCCUAAACAUCAGUACUCGCCCAGGGCUCGUUUUCCCCUCUUUUGCUUUUACUACAUUUUGACGUCAUCAGCGAUUUAUUAAUGAACAGACGCACGACAUUCUGUAAUAUAUAUGUUAAGGAGAAAAGGUUAGGAGAAUUAAUAUAAUCACCAAAGGGAGAAUUGGGCUUUAACCUUUUGUCAAAUGAAAAUGAACCGAGGUGACAGAAUGACAAAUUGCCUUUUCGGGGGACUAUAAUAGUCAACGAAAAGCUUCAGUGUUAUUUUAAGAUUGCGCUCUAAAAAAGUGACGGCUACGUAUGGAAAUACCUGCGAAAACAGCCGACAUUUUGCGACCUCACAGGUCUUCCUGCGAAAUAACGUGUAAAGAACUACUGCAGAAAUUUCAUACUAACUCCAUCACAAGAUCUACAAUCCUGGUCAAAAUCUUUGGGAUACUUUGUGUUUCAGGUCCCCCCCCUGAACAGUGUUGGGUGUUACGAGUCAAACACUUUUUACAUAUUUUGCAUACGCUAAGGACCUCAACUUUGUUCAGGGGGGGGAGGUGGAAAAAAAUCUUGUUUGUGUUUAUGAGUGUGUGUCGCAGCUUAGCUGUAAAUUCCAUAGAAAAACACGUGAAAAAAGGUGUCCCAAAACCUUUUGGCCAGGAUUGCAGGUAGUGCCUCUGAUUGGUUUUAAUUAGUAACAUUUCGCAGCACAACUAGACUCACGUGUGCGCUCUACCUACGGCUGUGACUCAAAAUAAAAAUAAGAGACUGCUCGUAGUCUAAGGCACAACUAAUUAGAAGCACUCCAAGACCUGGGUACACGUAUGAAAUUUCGGCUGUCAUCCAUUAGACGUCAUCUUACGGAGAAACCAUUGCUGGAGUCGCGAAAUGUUGGCUGUUUUCUCAGGCUUCCUAUUGAAUAAGCUUUACUUCGACUAUAUGUUUCAGCACCUUGUCCAGUAGGAUGGACAAACCUUUAUGGUUCUUGCUACAAAGUAUCUUCCAACGAACUGGACUGGAACUCAGCAAAGGCAGCCUGCGAGGAACUGGGAUCAAGUCUUGUUACUCUGAAAUCACUGGCUAAAAUACAAGAGCUCAUUAAAAGAACAAUUGGGCAGACGUGGAUUGGUUUACAGAGGGAUCUCACGGACAGUUCACGCUGGCAAUGGGUUGAUGGGUCUGCUGCAUUUUAUAGUCACUGGCUGAGUGGAGAGCCAAACAAUUACGGAAAUGGUCUCGAAGAUUGUGUAGUAAUGAACCCUCACAUAGGAACAUGGAAUGACCAAGGGUGUUCGAAAUCUCAUUAUUACGUUUGUGAAAUCAACGGUAACACAACUUUCUAUGAUAAUAAGUAAGCCCACGAGUAAAAAGUCAAGUAAAUUGUAAGUUUGAUAUGUAAACAGUACUGUCAAUGAUUGUGCGGUUUACCUAACAUCCUAAUGAAUCUGGACAUUUCCCGAACGUCAUAAAAGUAGACUUUUUGUAGAAUAAUAAAACAAAAAUCAGAUUUUGUUCCAGCGACAAUAAUAAUAGCAGUCAUCAACAACUUUUGAUUCCCUCUGGUUACAGCUUAUGAUAAUGUUCGUUCAUUUCAGAAAUAUUGGACACCUUUAGAUUCUAGAGCGAGACGACUACGACCAUGAGAUUUCAUUUAAAGUUUUUUUUUCACGUAUUCCCAAAUAGUAGACACCGCGGAUAACUUCACUCUACAUCAUUUUCACCGAACAAAUUAACGCUGUUAUCUAUAUUGAAUGAAAUUAGGUUCCUAGCUGCAAAAUAAUAAAACCUAUAACACUUUAUAACUCACUUGCGUCCGCUAACACGCUAACUCGUAGUAGAAUGACGACGACUGUCACAUUUCCCGCCAAAAUGAUGCUGGUUCACACGCGCGCACUACUGAGUAUUGAGGAAAUCUGGUACUCGUAGUCGUACUCGUACGUCUUAGAAUCUAAAGGUCUCUACUUGUCUUUCGCAGGUUGCCCCCAGGACUGGAUUCAAAUCCUCGGCUCCUGCUACAGAGCCUCUUCUUACGCACUGGAUUGGUUCGCGGCAGGAUCGGCCUGUAAGGCAGUUGAAUCUAGUCUUCCUAUGGUGACUUCACGUGCUGAACAAGAUGCCCUUGGCUCAUUUCUAACACAAAGGCGCAUGGACUGGUUUGCACAGGAAUCCCAGUCACAAUUUAAGUGGGGUUGGUUUGGUCAGUGGUUCACAAGCUAG